This is a messenger RNA of Lepus europaeus (European hare), 9901 nucleotides long. It is a transcript of the gene XRN1, whose product is annotated as 5'-3' exoribonuclease 1. Lineage: Eukaryota; Metazoa; Chordata; Mammalia; Lagomorpha; Leporidae. The record is from RefSeq and is a predicted model, not a curated record. Gene Ontology annotation, cellular component: nucleus. Bases 102 to 5354 code for a protein of 1750 amino acids. Gene Ontology annotation, biological process: nuclear-transcribed mRNA catabolic process; rRNA catabolic process. The transcript is spliced from 43 exons. Gene Ontology annotation, molecular function: 5'-3' RNA exonuclease activity; RNA binding.
UGUUGUCAUCGGCGGAGCGACGUCCGGAGGCGGCGGCGUAGGCCCCGGCGGGGCGUUUGGUUUCGGUUUGGCCCUGCCUAGAAUUAGUGUUGACGGUCGAAAUGGGAGUCCCCAAAUUUUACCGAUGGAUCUCGGAGCGGUAUCCCUGCCUCAGCGAAGUGGUGAAGGAGCAUCAGAUUCCUGAAUUUGACAACUUGUAUCUGGAUAUGAAUGGAAUUAUACAUCAGUGUUCCCAUCCUAAUGAUGAUGAUGUUCACUUCAGAAUUUCAGAAGAUAAAAUCUUUACUGAUAUUUUUCACUACCUGGAGGUGUUGUUUCGCAUUAUUAAACCUAGGAAAGUGUUCUUUAUGGCUGUUGAUGGUGUGGCUCCUCGAGCGAAAAUGAACCAGCAGCGUGGGAGGCGUUUUAGGUCAGCAAAGGAGGCAGAAGACAAAAUUAAAAAGGCAGUAGAAAAGGGAGAAACUCUUCCCACAGAGGCCAGAUUUGAUUCCAACUGUAUUACACCAGGGACUGAAUUCAUGGCCAGGUUACAUGAACAUCUGAAGUAUUUUGUAAAUAUGAAAAUUUCCACAGACAAGUCAUGGCAAGGAGUUACUAUCUACUUCUCAGGCCAUGAGACUCCUGGAGAGGGAGAACAUAAAAUCAUGGAAUUUAUCAGAUCCGAGAAAGCAAAGCCAGAUCAUGAUCCAAACACCAGACACUGUCUUUAUGGUUUAGAUGCUGACUUGAUUAUGCUUGGAUUAACAAGUCAUGAGGCACAUUUUUCUCUCUUAAGAGAAGAGGUUCGAUUUGGUGGCAAAAAAACACAAAGGGUGUGUGCACCAGAAGAAACCACAUUUCACCUCCUACACUUGUCGUUAAUGAGAGAGUAUAUUGACUAUGAAUUUUCAGCAUUAAAAGAAAAGAUCACAUUUAAAUAUGACAUUGAAAGAAUUAUAGAUGAUUGGAUUUUGAUGGGAUUUCUUGUUGGCAAUGAUUUUAUCCCUCAUCUACCUCAUUUACAUAUUAAUCAUGAUGCACUGCCUCUUCUUUAUGGAACAUAUAUUACCAUCCUGCCGGAACUUGGGGGUUAUAUUAAUGAAAGUGGGCAUCUCAACUUACCUCGAUUUGAAAAAUACCUUGUGAAACUAUCAGAUUUUGAUCGGGAGCACUUCAGUGAAGUUUUUGUGGACCUCAAGUGGUUUGAAAGCAAAGUUGGUAACAAGUACCUAAAUGAAGCAGCGGGUGUCGCAGCAGAAGAAGCCAAGAACUAUAAGGAAAAGAAAAAAUCAAAGGGCCAAGAAAACUCUAUAUGUUGGGCUGCUUUAGACAAAAAUGAAGUAGUAACUUCUAAGGAUAAUUUAGAAGAUGAGACUGAAGAUGAUGACCUAUUUGAAACUGAAUUUAGACAAUAUAAAAGAACAUAUUACAUGACAAAGAUGGGAGUUGAUGUAGUAUCUGAUGACUUUCUGGCUGAUCAAGCUGCAUGUUAUGUUCAGGCAAUACAGUGGAUUUUGCACUAUUACUAUCAUGGAGUUCAGUCCUGGAGCUGGUAUUAUCCUUAUCAUUAUGCACCUUUCCUAUCUGAUAUCCGAAAUAUUAGUACACUCAAAAUCCAUUUUGAACUUGGAAAACCUUUUAAGCCAUUUGAACAGCUUCUUGCUGUACUUCCAGCAGCUAGCAAAAAUUUGCUUCCUGCAUGUUACCAGCAUUUGAUGACCAGUGAAGACUCACCAAUUAUAGAAUAUUAUCCACCUGAUUUUAAAACAGACCUAAAUGGGAAACAACAGGAGUGGGAAGCUGUGGUAUUAAUACCUUUUAUUGAUGAGAAGCGAUUGUUGGAAGCAAUGGAAGCUUGUAACCACUCCCUCAAAAAGGAAGAGAAGAAAAGAAACCAACAUAGUGAGUGCCUAAUGUGUUGGUAUGAUAGAGAAACAGAGUUCACCUACCCCUCUCCAUGGCCAGAAAAGUUUCCUGCCAUAGAACGAUGUUGUGCAAGGUACAAAAUAAUAUCAUUAGAUGCUUGGCGUGUAGACAUAAAUAAGAACAAAAUAACCAAGGUUGAUCAGAAAGCAUUGUAUUUCUGUGGAUUUCCUUCUCUGAAACACAUCAAACACAAUUUUUUUUUGAAGAAAAGUGGUGUUCAAGUGUUCCAGCAAAGCAGUCGUGGUGAAAACAUGAUGUUGGAAAUCUUAAUGAAUACAGACUCAGAUGAACUUAGUAUAGAAAAUGUAGCUUCAUCCGUACUUGGAAAGUCUGUCUUUGUUAAUUGGCCUCACCUUGAAGAAGCUAGAGUUGUGGCUGUCUCAGAUGGAGAAACUAAGUUUUACUUGGAAGAACCUCCAGGAACACAGAAACUUUAUUUGGGAAGAACUGCCCCACCAUCUAAAGUGGUCCAUCUUGGGGAUAAAGAACAGUCUAACUGGGCAAAAGAAGUACAAGGAAUUUCAGAACACUACUUGAGAAGAAAAGGAAUAAUAAUAAAUGAAACAUCUGCAGUUGUGUAUGCUCAGUUACUCACGGGUCGUAAAUAUCAAAUAAAUCAAAAUGGUGAAGUUCGUCUAGAAAAACAAUGGUCAAAACAAGUUCUUCCUUUUGUUUAUCAAACUAUUGUCAAGGACAUCCGAGCUUUUGACUCCCGUUUCUCCAGUAUCAAAACAUUGGAUGAUUUGUUUCCUCCUAGAAGUAUGGUCUUUAUGCUGGGAACCCCCUAUUAUGGCUGCACUGGAGAAGUUCAGGAUUCAAGUGAUGUGAUUACAGAAGGUAGGAUUCGUGUGGUUUUCAGCAUUCCAUGUGAACCCAAUCUUGAUGCUUUAAUACAAAACCAGCAUAAAUAUUCUAUAAAGUACAACCCAGGAUAUGUGUUGGCCAGUCGCCUUGGAGUGAGUGGAUACCUUGUUUCAAGGUUUACAGGAAGUAUUUUUAUUGGAAGAGGAUCUAGGAGAAAAUGGUUUAAAUUCAGCCCUCAUGGAGACCAUAAAGCAAAUGUGGGUUUGAAUCUCAAAUUCAACAAAAAGAAUGAGGAGGUCCCUGGAUAUACUAAGAAAGUUGGAAGUGAAUGGAUGUAUUCAUCUGCGGCAGAACAACUUCUUGCAGAAUACUUAGAGAGAGCUCCAGAACUAUUUAGUUAUAUAGCCAAAAAUAGCCAAGAGGAUGUAUUCUAUGAAGAUGACAUUUGGCCUGGAGAAAAUGAGAAUGGUGCUGAGAAAGUCCAGGAAAUUACGACUUGGCUAAAAGGACAUCCUGUCAGUACUUUGUCUCGUUCUUCUUGUGAUUUACAAAUUCUGGAUGCAGCAAUUGUUGAGAAAAUUGAGGAAGAAGUUGAAAAGUGCAAGCAAAGAAAGAAUAAUAAAAAGGUUCGAGUGACAGUGAAACCCCAUUUGCUGUACAGACCUUUGGAACAGCAACAUGGAGUCAUUCCUGAUCGAGAUGCAGAAUUUCGUCUCUUUGACCGUGUUGUAAAUGUGAGAGAGAACUUUUCAGUUCCAGUUGGCCUUCGGGGCACCAUCAUAGGAAUUAAAGGGGCUAAUAGAGAAGCAGAUGUACUAUUUGAAGUAUUAUUUGAUGAAGAAUUUCCUGGAGGCUUAACAAUAAGGUGCUCACCUGGAAGAGGUUAUCGAUUGCCAACAAGUGCCUUGGUGAACCUUUCUCAUGGAAGUCGCCCUGAAAGUGGAAAUCAGAAAUUGACAGCCAUUGUGAAACCACAGCCAGCUGUGAAUCCCUGCAGCUCAAACUCGUUAAUUGCCUCUGGACAUAUGGGCGGCCUCAACCAUUCCCCGCAGUCACUUUUUGUUCCUACUCAAGUACCUGUUAAAGAUGAUGAUGAAUUUUGCAAUAUUUGGCAGUCCUUACAGGCAUCUGGAAAGCUUCAGCACUUUCAGCCAACUACACAAGAUAAGGGUGCAGUUCUACCUCAGGAAAUUCAUCAAGUAACUCAACAACAUAAAUCUGGCUUAAGUGACAACAGCGUUAAAUACCAGCAAAGAAAACAUGACCCUCACAGAAAAUUUAAAGAAGAGUGUAAGAGUCCUAAAGUUGAGUGUCGGUCACAAAAAAUGUCCAAUAAGCAGACUUUUGGAGGGCCUGCCAAAUGUAAUAUUAAGCUAUUGAAGAGAAAUGAAAGUCCAGAAGUCUCAGAAACCCAAAAGGUUGUGACUGGUUACCCAAAUCCUAUUGAUAAGCAUAACUCUGGAAUGGAGAACAUUUUAGCAUCCUUGACUAUCUCCAAAGAAAAUGAAGUCCCGUCAGCUCAUCAUGGAGAGCCUCCAAAUGAAGAGCAUUUGUCACCACAGUCAUUUGCUAUGAAGGGAACGAAGAUGCUUAAAGAAAUACUAAAAAUUGAUGGCUCUGACACUGUGGACCGUAAGAAUGAGAUGAAAAAAUCUGGUGAUGAAGUCACUGUUUCUUCUACUAGAAAAGAUGAAUAUGGACUGGCCUCACAGCCUAAACAAAAUAAGAAAUUGUCAUCUUAUAUGAAUAAGCCUCACAGUGUUAAUGAGUACCAUAAUGUUCAGUCUAUGGACAACGUGUGUUGGCCUGCUCCCAGCCAGAUUCCUCCUGUGUCUACACCGGUAACUGAACUUUGUCGAAUUUGUUCACUCGUUGGAAUGCCACAACCAGAUUUCUCCUUUCUUCGAACACCACAGACCAUGACAGUUUGCCAGGUAAAGUUAUCUAAUGGCCUGCUGGUACAUGGGCCACAGUGCCACUCUGAAAAUGAAGCCAAGGAAAAAGCUGCACUUUUUGCUUUACAACAGUUGUUUUUUAAUACUUCACAGGGUUCCUUAGUGAACUUCCCUUUGUCUCCACCAAUAUUUCCAAAUUAUCCUGCUGUAACACCUGGAACCAUUCCUCCAGUCUUUCCCCAACCUACUGGCUGGGAUCACUAUGGAAGCAACUUAGCAUUGGGGGCAGCUAAUAUAAUGCCUCCAUCUCAUCUCUUCGGCUCAAUGCCAUGGGGAUCACCAGUACCAGUUCCUGGGAAGCCCUUCCAUCAUCCUGCAUAUUCUGGGACCAUGCCCAUGGCUGGAGUGAUGCCAGGUGGCGUGCAUAAUCAGUUCAUACCUCUGCAGGUUACCAAAAAAAGGGUUGCAAACAAAAAGAUCAUUGAGAAUAAGGAGGCCCAGAGUUCUUCUCAAACCACUCUGGCUAAGACUAACCAGCCAGGAUCUUCUGAUGUCCCCAAAGGGAGUCUGCAGGAGAGCCCAUCAGCUUCCCUAACGCCCUCUGAGACUGCGCCGCCUUCGUCUUCUGUUCAAGUUGAAACUGCCUCUCAGGGCCAUGGUGCGUCGCAUCGUAAGUCAACACCAAGUUCUUCAAGAAGAAAAUCAAGAAAACUGGCUGUCAACUUUGGCAUUUCUAAACCUUCUGAAUAAAUUUGGUACUUGGAAUUCAAUUAAUUUGUUUACUUUACAACACCUUUUUUACAGGUCCAUAUCCAUGUCUCAUAAAAAAUGAGCAUAUUACUAUUUUAAAAUAAUAUGUUUAAAUUGGGAAGUUUUCCUUUUUAAGUUGCCAGGCACUUUUCAUGCUAUUUAAAGGUUAAAUAUCAGAUUGUGCACUUUAAAUAUGUGCAGUUUGUUGUGCAUCAGUUAUGCCUCAAUAAAGCUGUAAAAAAAAAAAAAAACUAAAUUAAACCUUGUGCUAAGAUAGUAUGAGUGGGCUAAGCAUUAAAAUGCACCACUCUAACCACUGGCCUCCUCGUUAGAAAUAUCCCCAAUAUGACUUAGACACCCUUUUAGCAAUAAUAGUAAAACUUUGUUUUAACUUUGUUUUACAUUAUCAUUGGGGUAUAAUUAAUUGGAGCAUGAAAAUUGGGCCUCAAGUAUGAUUGACUAAACGUAGGGAUUCUUUUUCUCUUUUUAAUGAUGUGACAAAAUGAAUCAAGAGAACGGCUCUUCUGUGUGUGUAUUUAACUUCUGUUCUCUGUCCCUGAGGGGCCUGUGAAAUGAUCACACGCGUUGUGGUGCUGCCAGUUUUGCUUUAUUCUCAAUUUUGUACCAAAGCAACUUUAGAUUACUGAUCAGAAUAUUUCAUUUAAUUGUUAAGAAACAUAAAUAGCAAUCUAGAUUUGAGUUAGUACUUUUAAAGUUUUCUAGAUUAUUCAAGAACCAGCAUUAGUAAUUUCUAAUAAAAUGAAGUUUCAAAAUCUACAGGGUACAGUUACUACAGAUUUAUCUUCUAUAGAGUAAAGAACAAAAUAUGAAUCACGUUGUUACUAUUUUGUGUAGCUUUUGAUCUGCUUACUUAACAUACGUGAGAGCUCCGGUGUUGGUCCAUGUCUAAUGCUUCUUGGGAGUGAUGGAGGUCAGUUUUGUUUAAAUCUGAGGUGUGCUGUGAUACAGGCACAGUCCGUUUGUGAUGUACAUUAUUUACUGCCUGUCUCAUUGGAGUUCUGUAAUUUUAGCUUUAUGCGAACUGUUCAGUGAUGCUGGCGUUUCGUCUUUGCAUGUCAUGUGGAGGUGUGUUGGUCAUAUUAUAACUGUUAAAAUUAUUUUAGAAAAUGUCUCAGUGGUACCAGGGCCUGGGUUUUUAUAGAUAUAUAUAUAUAUAUAUAUAUAUAUGUAUAAUAUAUAUAUUUAUCCUUUAGUUUUUGUGAUAUGCUUAUAUUUUUAAAGAAGUAAGUUAUACUUUUUUAAAGAACCACAAUCUUUAUAUGGAGCUGCUUAUGAUUGUAUCUGAUUUCAUUUAGCACAUUGAAAGCUUUGCCAUGAGUCUCAGUCUGCUUGUUUUUUUAAAUGCUGGUAUUCCUUUCUCUAAUUGCUGGUUCCAGAGCUUCUCUAGCUAUGAGGAGGAUAUUUGUAUUUUAGUAGUGCCUUUUGUAUAAGUGAUAAAUGGUGUUUAUUCAUCAUUUAUUGAAGUCAUGUGGGUUUCUAUGAUUUUGUUUUCUAAUAAUUUCCUAGGUUCAGAUGUUCAUCAGUUCCCACCUUUCCUUGUUUGUUUCUCUGCAGUUGGAUCUUAGUAAUGAGCAAAAGUAAUUCUCAGUAUUUAUCUUUAUUGCCUCACAAAUUCUCUGUUUUAAGGGGAAGGGAUUACAAGGAAAAGUUAACUUGUGACAGUAAUGUUCUCUUAGCCUCUUACUACUGUAAAGUGUGGGAUAUUUUUCGCCUGACUUAACCAUGUGAACUCUGGCAUUCAAGGACUGCCUCAUCCAUCACGCCUGUGUGACAGCUCUGUAAACCGUGUUCAGCCCACAUCUGUUACAGAACACAGAGGAAGGCUCGUGGGCCAUCUUUGGAAAGCUCAGGAGUAGGUUGACUAAACAUCAUGCCACUGAGCCCAUAAAGACACUUGUCCAGUAUUUGAGUACAACCAGCUGAUAAUUCUAUAUGGAUAGGCAGUAAAAGUGUUUUCUUUUCCUUCCUUCCCUUUUUCUUUUUAGAAAAAGCAUGUUGUUCUAGCAGUCAAGAUUGAAAAGGAGAGAACUUCAUAAUGACUGCAUAGCGGUCAGUCAUUCCCUGUUCUUUUAUCCUCAUAAACCUGUUCCAAGUGUGGCCCCCAGAUCACGGCGCAUGCGCCCCCUGUGAAGGACAUGGAGGAAAGGCUGUGGUUCCCUCAGGAUGACCUGGAGACUGGAUCCACUGGUAGUCAUGCCUGGGGGAGUCCACUACAUCUCUGAGAAACAGCUGGACUUUGGAAAACUUACAGUUUUUCUCUUUUGGCAAGGCAGACUAAAACCAUCCCCCAGAGUUUAAAAAUAUGCUCAUUCAGCUGUUUACUUAGGAGAACUUUUUGUGUAAAUGAUGGUGUAUAGGGUACAGAAGGAAAGAUUCCCCAAAUUGCUCCGUGCUUCCACGUAACUGGAGUACUAAAAUCUACUGAAGCCUUCUUCACGCUGAAACAUUAUUUCGAAAUGUUCUUGUUCAAUGUUUUUUUUUUUUUUUUUUUUUGGACCAAAUUAAGUGGAUUUUGAAGAGUGACCCUUCCAGUCUCUUUCCUUGUCACACCUUCCUCCAUUACCUGGUCCUAACCUCAGUUUUACAAUAUGAUAAAUAUAAUGUGUUAAUUGUUUUAGACAUCAUACAGACUGAAGUCUUAAACAUCUAAGACUCAAUUGCAUGAAAAAUUAAAUUGACUUCAGUUGAACCUGGAUUUCAAUUUAAGAUCUUUGUCUUUCAAAGGGAUACGUAGCAAAGAUCAGAAUUUGUUUUUCCUAUUAGUGGGAGGGAUGAGGAACUGUUAAUGCAAGGUUUUCCUAAUUUAUUUAUUUUUCUUUGAUCUGAUAUUUGCUUUGGCUCUAGACUCCUUCCAAAUUGAUCCAGGUUCUUGGUUUUAAGAGGAGGAGGCAAAGACAGGGGCAGUUGGAAGAAGGAAAUCAGGUCCGUUUGUAUCACUCGUAGUUCCCAUACAGCUGCCUGGUUUCUUCCCUCAUGUGAGCGAGGUGCAGCUGUGCAGAUCCCCACUGAAGUUAAUCCUCACAUGCUUCCCGGUUUUCAGAGCAUCUUUUUCAACGCCACUGUGUACAAUUUCAGCUUCUUGAGGUUGCUUUCUUUCUUAGUGCCAUGUUGCUUCCAUACUGUGUUUUUACUGCAGAAGAGAAUGAAUUUAUUGGAGAGAAAUUGCUAUGCAAAGCAUCUCUUAAAACCACGUAUCACAGAAGUCCACUUGUUGUUUUUCUAGAGACAGUGAGAGUACUCCAACUGGCAGUCUACCUGAAGUACGUUUUGUAAGCUUUGCCAGUGAAACGGUCUUUUUUGCAGGAAACUCCUUUCCUAGUCAGGCUAAAGCUUAAACUUCCAGAAAUGAAUGUUUUUCCACCUGAUUUGAUUAUAUUUCCAUCAGACGUCUUCGUAUUCUGCCAGGGAGCAGUAAACAGUAUUGAAAUAGACAGCGUCGGACCUCCAGCAGAGCAAUCAGGCAGAUCAGCGUGUUUCACUGUUAGCUUACAGAGUUAAGGACUCAGACGUCACAGAUUCUUCUUAGAGAGCAGGAGGAGAAACAUGCAUAAACUAGCUGUAGUCCAGAAUGUCAGCUUCCACAGCUGUGUGUGUGCGUGUGUGUGUGCGUGUGUGUGUGUCAGCCAAUCUCAAGGCCUUGCUCAGUCAGUGCAUUCAGCCAUCUCAAGUGCAAUUUCUGAAGGAAACUGUGGUUUCCAACAGAUAUAUUUUUUACAUAGCUUAACCUAUGAAAGUUAAUUUUUUUCCCAGCAUUACACUCAUUGCUAUUGAUCGUUUCAAUAUAUUUGGUAUACUAUUAAAUUGCCCAGGCCAAAUAAUUUUCUGUAGCUGUUUUAGUAAUUUGGAGCCAAAUUCUCAUUUGUUUCUCCUGAAAAAAUUGGAGUGAGAAUUGAGGCCACAGUUUGUUGUAAGUCCUUUGAUUUCUUUCUUUUCUUUCUUUUUCCUUAUAAUGAAGGGUUUUUCUGUGUAGUUUUGAUUUUGGUUUCUUUAAAAUUUUGGGGACAAAAAGAGGGCCUCAAGUAUCGUAUAUUUUCUUUUGCCUGCGCCCAGUUGCUUCUUUGAGUGUUUUUAUCUAUUUGGAUGUAUAGUAAUAGAUGGCGUGCUGUGUUACCAACGUGUUCAACAUUUUGUUCAUUUAAAUACUAUAAUUAGGUGUCAUUCAUAUAUAUAUAAAUUCAUUUCUUUUCUCACAUAUAUAUUUUAUAAGUAACUGGAAUUUUUCAUUAGAUCUUAUACAGAGCAGUAUUUUAUUAAAAAUUCAAAAGGGAAGACUUUUAUGUGCUCAUUUUAUAGUUUUUGUUUUUUAAAUAUCUUUACAUUGUUUGCCAAUUAAAGUGUUUUAAUCUUGCAUUGCAAUGGACUCCGAAUGUAUUUUUGUGUUGUACAUUUGUAGAUUUCUAGCAUGAAGUUAGCCUCAACAUGCUGUGCAAAAGAAUUUUAAAAUAUGAGUCACUGAAAGUUUAAAACAUCUAUACAUGUUAAGUGCUGUAUGGAUUUUAAUUAAAGACUUGAGAAUGAUUUCAUAA